GCUUGCACCCGACCCCCCCGGACCCGUACCAUGACCACCACGCGCGUCCUCGGAGACUGAGACACAGUGAGGCGCGUGGUGACAAGCAAGCAUGUCAGAGGCACAAACUUUGGAGUUGAACUCGAUGCAGCUUCCCUCCGAGGAGGAGGAGGAGGAAGAGACGAACGGGGAGCCUGGUAAUGAUGUGUGGGGGCGUCUAUUCCCCGUGGCUAAAGGCUUCGUUCAACAGGAUUUGGUGAAGGAUGAAUAUGUCUUUGGGCGAGGCGAGGAUUGCGACUAUUCCUUUGAACAGAGCGGCGGGAAGGCCAACACUCACUUCCUUGCAUUCAGCAAGAUACAUUUUAGGCUCUACAGAGAGAUAGACAAGUUGAAUCCCAAGAAGUAUGUGGUGUUUGUGGAGGACCGAAGCUCUAAUGGGACAUUUGUAGGGGGAGAGAAGAUAGGGAAAAACAAGACCAGAGUUCUGAACAGCGACGACGAGAUUUCUCUCGCCCUCAAGACAAACAAAGUCUUCAUCUUCCACGACAGAGGUUCCUCAGAGUCUCGGACAGAUGCCCUGCCCCCUGAGUUCAGGCAACACUACACCGUCUCCAAACUACUGGGAAGAGGGGCAUGUGGAGAGGUGAAACUGGUUUUUGAGAAGGAGACGUGCAAGAAAUAUGCAGUCAAGAUCAUCAGCAAAAAGGCCUUCUCUGUCGGGCCGAAACUGAAUCGAGCUGCAAUCGAAGAGGUGAAAAUCCUAAAAGAACUGCACCACCCAUGUAUUAUCCAGAUUGAAGACGUUUUUGAUGGACCAGACGCCCUCUACAUUGUACUGGAACUUGUGGAAGGAGGCGAGCUGUUUGACAGAGUCGUGUCCGUCGGGAAAUUCUCUGAGUCUGUGGGAAAGUUUCUCUUCUACCAAAUCCUGGGCGCCGUCAAUUACCUACAUGAGAGGAACAUCACUCACAGAGACCUGAAGCCAGAGAACAUUCUAUUAGCGACUGACGAGCAGGAGACGCUGAUUAAAGUGACUGACUUUGGUCUAUCCAAGUUUGUCGGGGAGGCGUCCCUGAUGAGGACCCUGUGUGGAACUCCCAGCUACCUGGCUCCGGAGAUCCUGGAGUCUGCCGGACUCGGGGGGUACAGCAAGGCUGUCGACUGCUGGAGUCUAGGGGUUAUUCUCUAUAUCAUGUUGGGAGGGUACCCCCCGUUCUCAGACGAGAUCAAAGAAUACACUCUACAGGAGCAGAUCUGCCAGGCCAAGUACUCCUUCUCCCCCGAAUACUGGAAGGAUGUCUCCUCAGAUGCCAUAGACCUGAUUCGCAAGCUGCUGACACUGAAUCCAAAAGAGCGUAUUUCGAUGGCCGAUGCACUCAGGCAUCCCUGGUUGAAGGACGAUGAUGUAAUCAGUCGAGCGAGACAGCUGAUGGAGAGUUCCCCAACCACACCCACAAUGCCUCCCCCUCCUCCUCCUCCAAAACUAAGUCGAAAGAGGGGUGCCCCAUCUAGUGAGGACGACCCAUCGGCGGAUGGGUCACCGUGCCCACUGGCCAAACGUGUUUCCGUGGAGACGCCCUCCCCGACCUCUGAAAAUCCGCCCGACACUCCCCUCAUCUCCAGGAGUGACAGAAGUCCCCCCAUAUCCAAGAGGACGCGAGCUAGCACGGGCUCAGCAACCACCACAUCACCUUCCAGUCCCACCACUACCAACAACAGUUGAUGGCCAUCCUGCUAGACCUCGCAGUCUGCGUGUCCUGUAGGACAGGGUUUUAUUUACAUUUGUCCUGAUCCCCCAUGCCUGUCUUGUAGUAUUGUUUUGCUGGUAUAUCACCAUGCCUACAAGACACGGAAUCUAGAGAUCAUUAUUCACAACGAGAUUCAUUCACACAGUCAUUGAGAUUUUGAUUCACAUAAAUUAUUGAGUUGUUAAAGUUUUGAUGUUGGAUUUUCAUCAAGUUGACCCAAUAUGGCACCUAGUUGGGAGGUCAGCAGAACCAGUUUUUCUUGUCGGUCCACUUUUACCAGUCGGUCUCUCCCCUCCACCUCGCUCUCAGGCUGUCGGAUGAGGCCCAGUUGAGUCAGGGAGGAGAGGGUGUUCCUGAUGAGGUCCAACGAGAGGAGGUCAUGUGACCUCACCACCCCUGCACAUGAUCCCCCAACACACACCUCACUAUACUGUUAUUACCCAGAUCAACAUGAUUUUACCUGAGGUAAUGCACUUUAUACCCAGUCUCUGUGCAUUCCUAAUAGUGGUAGACAGUGACUGAACUCCUCCACUGAAACUCAGCAGAUGCUGACACACCACCCACACUCCCUCUACAAAUGGUUGCAAGAGGCUCUGUAGAAAGUCAAACUCUCCUUCUCUCCGAUCGUUGAGACUAAUGGAGUCCUCUUCACGAGACGACAGAAUGAGGUAGCCCCUGUCCACCAAACUCAUUAGAGUUGACGUGAACAAUUCUCUAGGGGAUGACAGUGGUAGUACAAACUCCCUGGUCAGUGCACAGUGCAGCGUUUCAAACCUCUUUAGAGCAGCAUUCUGUGUGCAGGGAAGACAGCUAGAGACACUAAGAGCCAUCAUGGCCUCAGCCACAAAGAGGUGGAUGAGUUGGUUGCGAUAGUGCGAGAGGAGAAUUCUCGAGAAGGCCACAUCCAGAGCUGACUGAAUCUCGUCUGCCGAUAUCUCCAUCCGCACCGACUCCUUUAUCGUGAGACCCCGAGGGGCGGGGGGCAUGGCAAAUUGGAGGGGUCUGAUCACAUCCGAGGAGUCAGAAUCUUCCAGUGAACUGGAUAAUGUCUUCAGAGCAAAGUCGAGAUUCUGCCCUGCGUCU
This is a messenger RNA of Geodia barretti, 2810 nucleotides long. The record is from the annotation of a GenBank genome assembly. Lineage: Eukaryota; Metazoa; Porifera; Demospongiae; Tetractinellida; Geodiidae.